AGAAAAAAGGGGAAAAAAAAACAACAUAAGAGGAAAAGAAAGAGAACAGAACGCACGAUGUUUCGGCUUCGCCAAUGUUGUCAUGUCAAUCAACGCAGCGUGAGCUGCCAAAGCUAAGCUACGUAGCUAAACAAGCAAGAAAUCCACAGUUCAAGUACCGAGCCGGCGCGUCCACUUCCAGGCCUCAGCCCGUCGUCCCUCAUUCGUCCGGCGUCGGUUUCUUCCCCGACCAGGCAUGGCGAGUUGAUUUUCCGGGGACUCGCAAUACGAGACCCUACUUGAACAGCGAAUUCGAUGCAAUGCGGGACCCUUAUCUAGUCCGGGAAAGUAUCCAGAGGGAGAUGGAGAAGCAGAAAAUACGGGAGGAGAUUAUUGCCUCGGAGGUUGCUCGGCGGCAGAUGCUCGAAGAUGAGGUGAGGAGGGAGUUGAUGUUGGAGCGACAAAUGGUGCUUCGGUGUGCCGGCGAUGGAUUGCCUUUUGACGGGAAAUCGGCAAUGUGGUUUGGCUUUAACCGAGGGCAUCCUGCUUUGCACCGGCUUGAAAACCGCGCCACGGAGGGUCACCUGGCAUUUGUUGGUCGUAAUGCAGCUGAUGUGUCACCAUUGCCAUUGAUUCGUUCUCCGGAAGCUAUACCAACUGAGAUCAAGCCUGAACUUAAUAAGGAUAGACUGAUUAUGCUGCCUAGACCGGAUCCAAAUCUCCCCGGAGCCAAAAGAAAAGCUUCAACAUCUCCAGCUGAUGCAGGUGAAUUGUCCACAUUUAGUCGAAAGAAGAAGACCAAGGAGGAGUGGACAUGUGCACUUUGCCAGGUCAGUGCCACGAGUGAGAAAGGUUUGAAAGAACAUCUCGAAGGGAAGAAGCACAAGAUCAAAGAAGCUUCUUUAGCUCAGAAGAUUGGCAAGGAAGGAAACACUGAAUCGAAAGUACAUCAAGAGCUUAAGGAUUCGAAGAAGCUUAGCGGGCUGAAAAUGGCACAGAAAUUGGAGAACACUGAAGGUUCGAGAAAGAACAAGAAUUUCCAGUUUUGGUGUGAGAUGUGCCAAAUUGGUGCUUUCUCCAAGACAGUCAUGGAGAGUCAUGAAAAGGGGAAAAAGCACAUUGCUCAUCUACGAGAACUGGGUCAAGCAGAAGAAGCUGGCUAUGCUGCCGUGGAAGAUCCUGAAAAGGACACACAGCAGCCAAAAGAGGCAACUGAGACAUGAGAAAUCAGAGACAGUCCGUGUGAGUGAUUACUGGGAAAUCUCGCCAUCGAUGACUUGCAUCUCGCCCGGUUCAAAUUCUGUAAAGUUCAUUCUAUUUAAUGAUCUUGUGAAUAAAAAUGAGCAGAGUUAUUACCUUGACAAUUUGCUCUAAUUUGGUGUAUUGAUUGGAAGCUGAUUAACAUUUAGAGACUUAUUUGUUAUUUCUCCGGA
Syzygium oleosum is the source of this 1412-nucleotide messenger RNA. RefSeq lists its product as uncharacterized. The coding region runs from base 75 to 1202 and encodes 375 amino acids. The transcript has 4 exons. NCBI's taxonomy places the organism in Eukaryota, Viridiplantae, Streptophyta, Magnoliopsida, Myrtales, Myrtaceae. Gene Ontology annotation, molecular function: zinc ion binding; nucleic acid binding. The record is from RefSeq and is a predicted model, not a curated record.